AUGGCUGAUUUUAGACGUAUAGUUAUAAUUCUUAUGGCAAUAGCUUGUGUUAUAAACGUCAUUGGUGUUAUUCAUUGUCAUGUUAAUUAUCCGAGUGCUCCAGCAUGGUAUACAUAUCGAACAAGUUAUUCAAUAAUAUUUCCUAUUUUAUUGUCUUUAACUGGUUUUCUUCUAAUUGAACAAUUAUUAGUUACAGACGGAACGGUAGCUCCACUUAAUCGACUUCGUAUUAUUUAUGCAUUUGGUGCUGCUAUUCUUCUAAUCAUUUUUGGUAUUAGUCUUGCAAUUGUAGCUAGUCGCUUGUAUAGUACUUAUCCUUAUCACACCUAUCAUCAUAAUGCCAUCAUUGCUGCCGUUAUAGCUUUUAUUGAUGCUGUGGUUUAUAUUGGAGAAGCAAUAUGUCGUAAUCGCAAUAGUCGUAUCAUCUAA
Messenger RNA from Rotaria sp. Silwood1, 429 nucleotides. NCBI's taxonomy places the organism in Eukaryota, Metazoa, Rotifera, Eurotatoria, Philodinida, Philodinidae. The record is from the annotation of a GenBank genome assembly.